This is a messenger RNA of Drosophila sechellia, 1613 nucleotides long. It is a transcript of the gene Cyp28d1, whose product is annotated as Cytochrome P450 28d1. The transcript has 6 exons. The record is from RefSeq and is a predicted model, not a curated record. NCBI's taxonomy places the organism in Eukaryota, Metazoa, Arthropoda, Insecta, Diptera, Drosophilidae. The coding region runs from base 44 to 1552 and encodes 502 amino acids. Gene Ontology annotation, molecular function: oxidoreductase activity, acting on paired donors, with incorporation or reduction of molecular oxygen; monooxygenase activity; iron ion binding.
GAGUUCCAGUUGGCUUUCAUCCGCGUUGGCGAGACGUUGUGCCAUGUGUCCGAUUUCCACGGCUCUUUUUGUGAUUGCGGCCAUUCUGGCCUUGAUCUAUGUCUUUCUGACAUGGAACUUUAGCUACUGGAAGAAGAUGGGCAUUCCUACGGCCAAGUCAUGGCCCUUUGUGGGCAGUUUUCCCAGCGUUUUCACCCAGAAACGGAACGUGGUCUACGACAUCGAUGAGAUCUAUGAGCAGUACAAGAACACCGAUAGCAUUGUGGGAGUGUUCCAAACCAGAAUUCCACAACUAAUGGUCACAACGCCGGAAUAUGCGCACAAGAUAUUUGUUAGUGACUUCCGCAGCUUCCACGACAAUGAGAUGGCUAAGUUUACCGACAGCAAGAAGGAUCCCAUUCUGGCGAACAAUCCAUUUAUAUUGACCGGUGAGGCCUGGAAGGAAAGACGCGCCGAAGUUACACCCGGACUUUCGGCAAAUCGGGUCAAAGCUGCCUAUCCCGUCUCGCUGCGCGUUUGUAAAAGGUUCGUGGAAUAUAUAAGGCGACAGAGCCUGAUGGCCCCCGCCCAAGGACUAAAUGCGAAGGAUCUCUGCUUGUGCUACACCACCGAAGUGAUUUCCGAUUGUGUCCUGGGCAUUUCCGCCCAGAGUUUCACGGAAAAUCCCACACCCAUGGUGGGAAUGACCAAGCGCGUCUUCGAACAAUCUUUCGGCUUCAUCUUCUACACGGUGGUCGCCAAUCUAUGGCCACCAAUUACGAAAUUCUACACCGUUUCCCUGUUCGCCAAGGACGUGGCUGCCUUCUUCCAUGACAUCAUGCGGAAGUGCAUCCAAGUGCGACAGGAAAGUCCGGCGGCACAGCAGCGAGAUGAUUUCCUCAACUACAUGUUGCAGUUGCAGGAGAAAAAGGGACUGAAUGUGGCGGAGUUGACCUCGCACACAAUGACAUUUUUGACGGACGGUUUCGAGACCACCGCGCAAGUGCUUACCCACACACUCCUUUUCCUUGCCCGCAAUGCCGAAGAGCAGCAAAAGUUGAGGGAGGAGGUCGGUACCGCCGAGCUGACCUUUGAACAGAUAAGUGAGCUGCCCUUCACCGAAGCCUGCAUCCAUGAAACCUUGCGAAUUUUCUCACCUCUUCUGGCUGCCCGCAAGGUGGUAACUGAACCCUACGAACUGACGAACAAAAACGGAGUGAGCGUGAAACUAAGACCCGGGGAUGUAGUCAUCAUUCCUGUGAACGCCUUGCACAACGAUCCCCAAUACCACGAGGAACCUCAAUCCUUUAAGCCCGAGCGAUUCCUGAACAUCAAUGGCGGAGCCAAGAAGUACAGAGAUCAGGGUCUAUACUUCGGUUUUGGCGAUGGACCACGUAUUUGUCCCGGCAUGCGGUUUUCACUUACCCAAAUCAAAGCUGCCCUGGUGGAAAUCGUGCGAAACUUUGACGUCAAGGUUAAUCCCAAAACGCGCAAGGAUAAUGAAAUUGAUGAUACCUACUUUAUGCCUGCCUUAAAAGGCGGCGUUUGGCUGGAUUUUGUUGAACGGAAAUAGUCACUCAACAACGUUACGAUUUUAUAUUAAAUAUAGUUUGACCAGUUGCAUACAUGUUAUA